Molecule: messenger RNA, 552 nt
Organism: Kuraishia capsulata CBS 1993
Lineage: Eukaryota; Fungi; Ascomycota; Pichiomycetes; Pichiales; Pichiaceae
Exons: 1
Coding region: 1-552 (183 amino acids)
Source: RefSeq, a predicted model, not a curated record
AUGAGCGAGAAAAGAUUACUUAAAGAGCUAAGGACUAUCUCCAAGGAACUGGUUCAGGAAGAUUCCUCUCUAGCGCUGAAUGGGGUGCUAGUGCUAGAACCGGUCUCGGAAGGCGACUUGUUUGAAUGGAGAGCCAGAAUAAGAGGACCUGAAGGCUCGUGUUAUGCGAAUGGAAUAUGGGAUCUACAUAUCACGGUUCCCAGUAACUAUCCCACGGCUCCACCUACAUUCAGAUUUGUCAUGAGCUCAGAAAGAAACGCAAGGUUGGCUAGUGAUUCUCCCACGGCAACUAGGGGAAGGUGCUUGCGUAUGCCUCAUCCAAAUGUGAACUUCGAAACAGGCGAGAUAUGCCUUGAUAUUCUGCAGCAGAUGUGGACGCCGGCGUGGUCGCUUUCCAGUUCGGUGGUUGCGAUCGUAAUGCUGCUUGAUUCGCCUGAGCCCUUGAGUCCAUUGAACAUAGACCUGGCGAAUUUGCUAAAAUCUGGAGACCAGAAAGGUUACGAUGAUCUGGUGAAGUAUUAUAUCGAAAGGUUCACCAUUGCAGAGAGCUGA